AUGUCUGUGGAAGCCCCUGUGAUGGCGGAGCAGCAAAACCCUUUAUCUGCUGAUGAUGUUGAGCCACCCCAGUUGCCAACAACGGCCAUCGCAGCUCAGUCUAAAACAAGUGGUUCAAAUAUCCUCAUGUACAAGAAUUGGCUUCAGGAAUUUGCUGCCCGGGCAUCUUUACAGUUCCCUGUAUACAGGACUGUUAAUGAAGGAGCUCCACAUGACCCCAAGUUUAGAUCCACUGUUACAGUAAAUGGAAUGGCUUACACAUCUCCACACACUUUUUCACAGCGAAAGAAUGCAGAACAAGAUGCUGCCAGAAUCGCCCUUGAAUGUGUUACACAAAAGUUGAAGAAUGAGAGCUGCCUUCUUAUCCGUGAGGACUCUACUUUUUGCAAGUCUAUCCUGAAUGAAUAUGCAGCGAAGAUGCAUUUGACCUUGCCAUCCUAUCAAACCAAAAUUGAGUCGGGAUUACUUCCUGUAUUUGUGUCUUCAGUAGAUUUCAAUGGUGUUAGUUAUACAGGAAAUAAGGGUAGAAACAAGAAAGAGGCCAAACAAUUGGCAGCUCGUGACGCCAUUCUAUCCAUAUUGGACUCUGGGGGUGAAUCAUUGAACAUGAUGGUUGCGGUCAUAAGAUCAAAAAUCAAGCUUUAUGCUGUUACGAGCAAAAGUAACGACAGCUCCAGCAUGUGCGGUGUAGCUGUUUCUGCCGUGACCGCACGAGAGGAUCUUCUUUCCCCGUUGAAUAAACGAAAAGAGGCUGAAAUAAUUUCCAGUAUUGUUAAUAUAUCUGGUGUGGGCGUUAGUGAGUCCACCUUAGAUGUAUUUGCCAGGAUGCAACCAGCACAUCUGCCUAUUCAUCAUUUCAAAAAGCAUAAGGAAGAAACCACCUCAACAGUCGUAGUUCCUUCCAUUGAAUUUGUGCCGUCAGGGUCAGAGCCGGCUGUGGUUCCUCCAAUUUCUACUGCAAAGAAAAACCGUAAGAAGAAGGGUAAAAGAAGACUGCAAAUUGGUCCUGAAAUGCCUGUUGGGUUAGUACCGAUGACUGAAAUUACUCCUUCAGUAACACAAUGA
Molecule: messenger RNA, 1065 nt
Organism: Oldenlandia corymbosa var. corymbosa
Lineage: Eukaryota; Viridiplantae; Streptophyta; Magnoliopsida; Gentianales; Rubiaceae
Source: the annotation of a GenBank genome assembly